AUGUCUGAGAAGAUUAAUGUCUCAACCAUAAAGCUUUUUGGGAGAACGAUAUUCAUAACACACAACACUGAUGUCCUUACCAAUGAUUCUACUCAACAGAAUUCCACAAAACUUGAUGAUCAAAGUGAUAUGUCACAAGACAAAUCUCCAAUGAAACCAGACAUGAUUGUUCCAUGUCCAAGAUGCAAAAGCAUGGAAACCAAAUUCCGCUACUACAACAACUUCAAAGUCAAACAGCCAAGACACUUCUGCAAAAACUGCCAGAGAUACUGGACUUCUGGAGGAACCGCCAGAAAGAUGCUUGUAGGAGCAGGUCGCCGUAAGAACAAAUUCACUAAUUUUCCUUUAGAUGUCUUGCAUUAUUCUCAAAUGAGUAAUGUCUCUUCAACUUCACCUGACAAAAACUUGAAUGUUGGAUCAUAUGAAGAAACAUUUGAUAAGAGUUAUCAAAGUCUUCCUCCACAGUUUUCAUGGAACCCUGCAAUUUGUUAUCCCAAUAAAGCAUACUAUGGUGGUUUCUUGCAACCAUUUGUACCAACACAAUCUUGUGGCCCAAGUCAACCUACACUAAGGAAACAUUCAAGAGAUGGAGACGUGAUCAUCUAUUCCAACUCCGAGAAAGAAAAACUUGGCUUAAAAAGAAACAAAGAAAGACAUGAUAGUAAUGAAGAAUUGGUUCCUAAGUUACUAAGAGUUGACUACCCUAAUGAUGUUGUAAUGAGUUCUAUAUGGUCAACAAUAGGAAUCGAGAAUGGGAGAGGAAUUUUCAAGGGGUUUGGAUCUAACUGUGAUGACAAGAAUCAUAUUGUUGAAGCAUCUUCAUCAGUAUUGAAAGUUAAUCCUGCAGUUUUACCAAGCUCUAUUGUGUUCCAUGUGAUGAUUUGA
This is a messenger RNA of Vicia faba (fava bean), 885 nucleotides long. The record is from the annotation of a GenBank genome assembly. NCBI's taxonomy places the organism in Eukaryota, Viridiplantae, Streptophyta, Magnoliopsida, Fabales, Fabaceae.